This is a messenger RNA of Telopea speciosissima, 1867 nucleotides long. Its product is annotated as shewanella-like protein phosphatase 1. The record is from RefSeq and is a predicted model, not a curated record. Bases 57 to 1190 code for a protein of 377 amino acids. Gene Ontology annotation, molecular function: hydrolase activity. NCBI's taxonomy places the organism in Eukaryota, Viridiplantae, Streptophyta, Magnoliopsida, Proteales, Proteaceae. The transcript is spliced from 10 exons.
CUUGGCUGAGGUAUUCUCCCCACUUUCCUCUUGCAUGAGCUGGUUGCAGAGAAGCAAUGGCUUCCCUAUGUUUCAAUUCCUUACCUUUACCACCUUCUCAGCCUCGCAAGCUAGCAGAAGCUCCUCUUAAUGGAGGCCUAAAGCCGAUAGUCAUCAAUGGAGAUCCUCCCACUUUUGUAUCGGCUCCUGGUCGCCGAAUUGUAGCUGUUGGCGACUUGCAUGGAGAUCUUGUACAGGCAAGAUGUGCACUUGAGACAGCUGGAGUUUUAAGCUCUAACGGUCAAGACUUGUGGAUUGGUGGAGAGACGGUAUUGAUUCAACUUGGAGAUAUUUUUGAUCGGGGUGAAGAUGAAAUAGCUAUUUUGUCCUUACUACAGUCAUUGAAUAUUCAGGCAAAGGAAAACGGUGGAGCAGUCUUUCAGGUAAAUGGAAACCAUGAGACCAUGAACGUAGAAGGGGAUUUCAGAUAUGUUGAACCUGGGGCAUUUGAUGAGUGUAUUGACUUCCUGGAGUACCUGGACGAAGAUGAAGAUAGCUGGGAUGAAGCUUUUGUUAAUUGGAUUGCAGUGUCAGAAGGAUGGAAAGGAGACAGUAUGUCCCCAAAUCAUUGGGCUCCAUGGAAUCUAGUGAAGAGGCAAAAAGGGGUGAUCGCAAGAUCGAUCCUCCUAAGACCAGGGGGUUUAUUGGCAUGUGAGUUGGCACGGCAUCCUGUUGUGCUCAAGGUUGAUGAUUGGGUUUUCUGUCAUGGUGGUCUUCUUCCUCAUCAUGUUGAAUAUGGGAUAGAGAGGAUGAACAAGGAGGUGUCUGAUUGGAUGAGAGGUCUAAAUGAGCUGAAGAGUAGUCCUCAACUCCCUUUCAUAGCCACUCGAGGUUAUGAUAGUGUUGUUUGGAACCGCUUGUAUUCAAGAGAUGCUGCAGAUCUGGCGGACUACCCAAGUCACCAGAUUUCCUCCAUUCUCAAGGAGACAUUACAAGCAGUGGGUGCUAAGGCGAUGGUUGUGGGGCACACCCCUCAGACUGUAGGAAUAAAUUGUAAAUACAAUUGUAACAUAUGGCGAAUUGAUGUGGGCAUGUCCAGAGGAGUGCUCAAUUCAAGACCUGAGGUUCUAGAAAUAGUAGACAAUAAAGCGAGAGUAUUGAGAAGCAGAAGUGACAUUUUUGGUGAACUUGAGGUCGUUGAUUGCACCUGAAGAAGCAUAUAGAAGAUGAGAACAGAGGUGUGAAUCACAGAGAUCCAUGAGCUAUUUAACGAUUCUGAGAUCAGAUCAGUGCGAGCAAUACCUAUGUCAAGAAUUGUGUUGGUCUUCUUCGUUUCUAUUGUAUUAGUGUGUUUUUUCUUUUGUUUGAACUUCUAAUUUCCAUGAUGUAAUUGUUAGAGGUAGAAAAGGCUUAUCUAAUACUACAAUUAAUUUGUCUGAGACCACAUUUUAUGCUUUUUAGCCUUUCAUUGUCAGGCUAGCCCAUUGGAUUUAUGCUGAAUUGUGUUGCAGGGAAAACUAUGUUGGUCUUCAAAUUCAAAGCCUCAUGAUUGAGCAUUAGCGAGUGGUGAAUUGUAUAUUGAUCACCUAAAGUAAAUGCGGGAUACAGGUAUCUGGCGACUAAGAAGCAAAACAAAUUUCAUUCUGCUGAUCAAUCAGAUACAGUAGUGAAGCAACAGUAGUUGGUUGUUCGCCAUGAAAAUACGGAUUAAGACUUUGAUCUGGUGAUCUUGCAUGAUAUGGGAGGAAAUUGGUUGAAUCACAAGGGGGGAGAUUGCUUCAUUUUAAUAUUCUUUCGUGGGCUUUGUACAUUAAAUCAUGUAGCAGAUGAUGAAUAUGUAUAUAGAUCAAGUGAAAAUAUUCUUUUUUUUUUUUGGUAGCUUGUGCAA